Molecule: messenger RNA, 1446 nt
Organism: Phytomonas sp. Hart1
Lineage: Eukaryota; Euglenozoa; Kinetoplastea; Trypanosomatida; Trypanosomatidae
Source: the annotation of a GenBank genome assembly
AUGGCUGAGGAGGGAAACUCCUAUGAUUUUCUGGGUUUUGUCGCCCUCUCGACGAGUGUGCAUGCGGACGCCGUUCAGUGUGAGGUGGAUGAUUUACGAAAGGUACUUCACCAGAUGCAUAGCGAAGAGGCACUUUUGAAAGCGUACGAAGCUAAAGUCAGCUCAUUAAGCGAAGAGAGCCAAAAACUCCAUGUGAUGGAUCGCCUAGUUUCCCUGUCUCGUGAGGAACGUCGGAAAGCCAAACCACUGCGAGCUGAGGGGUUGGAACCCCCGUACGGGGGACCGGCCCCCAAGCAGAUCCAGAGCACCAAACAUCCCCAACCAACGCAUUUUUCGGCCUCGCCAGGCGGCCAACCCCCGCGCCGGCCCUACCGAACGGGGAAAGCAACCCCCGGCAAAGCCGAGGGGGAAGUUCUUUCGACCUCGGCCAUUCCUGCCGCGUCCGGUGGGCGGCCCGAGGUGGAGUUGGCGUCGAUUGCGAAUACCACGCUGAGUUUAGACACACAGCUCGCGCAGCUCCAGGGGCGGAUGGAGGAGCUUGACUCGAUGUCCAUUCGCACCAAGUUGACGACCUUAGAAUCCCUUAAACGGCAGGCGAAGGAAGUGGAGGUGGGGGACAUUUUGCACCGCCAGGUCGCCUCCUUUCGCUUUCCAUCCGAGGUAUCGAGUCUGUGGAAGGGGGGCGGGGCCGCUCGAAAGCUUCCACGCCAGCCCGCCUCGCUGGCAAACCCAAACGAGCCGAGGGAUGGCCCUCACGGACCCGUGAUUAACCAGGGAAAUAUUGAAACGUUCUUGGAAAGGGCGGCCUGUCGUUUGAAGGAGCGCUACCAACACCUCCUUCACGUCCUCACGGAGUGUGAAGAAACGACCGAGGACGAUGUGUCGCAGUUGCUGGAGUACUUUUUGUAUGCUCAGAAACUCGAAAGCGCGGAUAACUACGACAUCACCGCCGCGCAAGUUUUGGAAGGACUUCAAAACCACACCCUAGAAGCGCACUACGCCCAAACGCGUUCGCAUUUCACCGCAGACGCAAACCUCUCGAAGCGUUGUCUUGCAAAGCCGCACACGGUGCUCUCAUAUUCAAGCUACUGCGCCCUACCGAUGGUGUGGGAGAUCAUGCAGGAGCUUAAUUCCGUACCGUUGGAAUCCCUCCUCCCCCCCGCACGACAUAUCCUGACGCCUCGCUUUUCAUUUACCAAUCUAUCGGAGCUCAACAAACUUGAUAGGCUUCGAGUGCAGAUUCAACGACUCUUGCUGGCGGGUCUCUUAAGCAACCGACAGCUGGUGGACGAUAUGCUCCGUCUUGAAGGCGAUUCCCAAUCGAUCGAUCUGAAAGAGGAAACUAUUCUCAAGGUGCGCGCGACCAUAGCCGACGUGCUGGCUUCCUGUGAAAAGUCUCCAGCAUGGAUUACUACCGUUUCGAUCGAGAACGAACCGCAUGAGUAA